Ceutorhynchus assimilis (cabbage seed weevil) is the source of this 8067-nucleotide messenger RNA. The record is from the annotation of a GenBank genome assembly. NCBI's taxonomy places the organism in Eukaryota, Metazoa, Arthropoda, Insecta, Coleoptera, Curculionidae.
CGCGGGCCGGCACAAGUGCACAGUCGCGUCCUGGAUUUUAACGGGAUAAUAAUUAUUUCAAUAUAAAUAGGAACCCACCCUUAAUUAUUAAUAAUUUAAACGCGAUUAAAUAAAUAUAGGAAUUUCGUGUGCAUAAUAAUUAAAAUCUAGAGGCUGUGAAUUUUUUUUUUAGAUUAGUUAUAGUAUUUGGAUUUAAAAAGUGACCUUUUUUUUUUGCUGGCAAAAAUAAAUCAACCAAAUAUGCCUGCCAGAGCCGACACCCACAUCCAAAACGGCAUCAAAAUCAACGAUGACGUAGUCCUCACAGGAAUCUCAGGUCGUUUACCAGAAAGCAGUUCCAUCGAAGAGUUCAAGCAACAACUUUUCGACGGCGUAGAUUUGGUAACCGAUGACCCAAGAAGAUGGCCCUCUGGCCUCUACGGCCUUCCCACUAGAACCGGAAAAAUCAAGGAUCUCACCAAAUUCGAUGCUUCAUUUUUCGGUGUUCACGCCAAACAGGCUCACGUUAUGGAUCCACAAUUGAGAAUGCUUUUGGAGUUGACUCACGAAGCAAUCGUAGAUGCUGGUCUUAACCCAAACGACGUCAAAGGCUCACGUACAGGAGUUUUUAUUGGAGUGUCAGACUCUGAAUCUAGUGAAUAUUGGACUGCACAAGACCCGGACACCAUUAACGGUUACGGAUUGACUGGCUGUUGUAGGGCAAUGUUCCCAAAUCGUAUUUCCUAUACUUUUGACUUCAAAGGACCAAGUUACGCUAUCGAUACAGCCUGUUCCAGUUCGCUUUUUGCCUUUCAACAAGCAGUAAAUGCUAUACAAACUGGCCAAUGCGACAAUGCUAUUGUUGGCGGAGUAAAUUUAUUGCUCAAACCAACAUCUUCACUUCAAUUUCACAGAUUGGGCAUGUUAUCACCACAUGGCAUGUGCAAAGCAUUUGAUGCCUCUGGAAAUGGUUAUGUAAGAUCAGAAGCCGCUGUAGUUGUAUUUUUACAAAAAGCUAGUACAGCCAAGAGGGUAUAUGCAACUGUUUUAGCAGCCAAAACCAAUACAGAUGGCAAUAAAGAACAAGGUAUUACUUUUCCAUCUGGAAGCAUGCAAAACAGACUCAUCAAAGAAACCUACGAAGAAGUUGGUGUCAAUCCUCACGAUGUAACCUAUGUAGAAGCCCACGGCACUGGAACCAAAGUGGGCGACCCUCAAGAAGUAAACUCAAUUGCUGAUUUCUUCUGCAAAGACCGUCCCACCCCUUUACUGAUUGGCUCAGUAAAAUCUAACAUGGGCCACUCCGAGCCUGCUUCAGGACUUUGCUCCUUAGCCAAAAUUGUCAUUGCCAUGGAAGCCGGUAUGAUACCUGGCAAUUUGCAUUUCAAAAGUCCCAACAAAGAUAUACCAGCUUUAAAUGAUGGAAGAUUAAAAGUCGUUGCUAAAAACGAACCAUGGAACGGUGGCAUCGUAGGAAUCAACUCUUUCGGAUUUGGUGGUGCCAACGCUCACAUCAUCCUCAAAUCAAACCCUAAACCUAAACAAAAAUGGCCUGCAGGUCCUGUGCCCCGUGUUGUAGGCAUUUCCGGACGUACUGAAGAAGCAGUCAAAAAUUUCCUUAAGCAAGCCCAUCAACACCGGGACGACGAAGAAUUCCUGGCCCUAGUAGACCACGUGCAUUCAAAGAACAUCAACGGUCACUUCUACCGAGGUUAUUCUGUUUUAAAAGACGAACCAGUUAGUGAGAUUAGUCAAGUAGGAACUGACAUACGACCCAUUUGCUUUGUUUUUUCGGGCAUGGGCUCCCAAUGGGCUGGAAUGGCCAAAGACCUAAUGACCCUGGAUGUUUUCAAGCAAUCCAUCGACAGAUGCUCAGCUGCCUUAAAACCACACGGAAUUAACUUGGAAAACAUCAUUGUCAAUGGCACAAAUGAAACAUUCGACAACGUUCUAAACUCCUUCGUAUCUAUAGCUGCAAUGCAAGUUGCCUUAACAGAUGUUUUAAAAACUGUUGGAAUUGAGCCUGAUUUUAUUGUUGGACAUUCCGUUGGAGAAGUUGGGUGCGCUUAUGCUGACGGCACCUUAACCGCUGAACAAGCUGUAUUAGCAGCCUACAGUAGAGGACGUGCUAUUCUAGAAAGCAAACUAGCUCCAGGAGCUAUGGCUGCCAUAGGAAUGUCUUGGGAAGAAGCCAAAGCUAAAUGUCCACCAGAAAUUGUGCCAGCAUGUCACAACAGUGAAGAUUCAGUUUCGAUUUCCGGACCUCCAGACGCAAUUAACAAAUUCGUAGCCAAACUUCAAGCUGAAGAUGUUUUUGCCAAAGCAGUUAACAGUUCUGGUACUGCUUUUCACAGUAAAUAUAUCGCCGAAGCUGGUCCGAGAUUGAGAAAGGCUUUAGAUGCUAUUAUUCCAAUUCCAAAACCUAGAACCGCACGUUGGAUAUCUUCAUCUAUACCUGAAAAUGCUUGGGGGACACCUUUAGCUCAACAAUCCUCAGCUGCUUAUCAUGUAAAUAAUUUACUAUCCCCGGUUCUUUUCCAUGAAGCUUUAGCUCACGUUCCUAAAGAUGCUAUUGCCAUUGAAGUCGCUCCAACUGGAUUAUUACAAGCCAUCUUGAAAAGAGCUUUGGGACCUGCUGCUACAAAUAUUUCUUUAGUGAAACGUGGCCACGAAGAUAAUAUUCUUUUCCUGACAUCUGCCCUAGGAAAAAUUUAUGCUGCAGGUGCUCAACCUAAAUUAGGCAACUUGUAUCAUCCAGUUACAUUCCCUGUAGGUAAGGGUACUCCUAUGAUCAACUCCAUGAUUGAAUGGGAUCACUCAAACGAAUGGUCUGUGGCCAGUUUUGCUGGAAAAGGCUCCAGAUCUGGAGAAAUGGUCAUCGAUGUUGACUUAAGUAAAGAAUCUGACAAAUAUUUGGCUGGACACGCAAUCGAUGGCAGAGUCUUAUUCCCAGCCACAGGAUAUUUGACUUUAGUUUGGAAAAGCUUUGCUAAAUUACGAAACGAAGAUUACGAACAAAUGCCCGUUGUCCUUGAAAAUGUACAGUUCCACAGAGCAACAAUAAUGCCCAAAGAAGGUUCUGUAAAAUUUUUAAUUAACAUCUUCGAAGGCACAGGAGAGUUUGAGUUAUGUGAAGGUGGCUCAGUAGCAGUUACUGGAAAAAUUUCAGUCCCUGAAGAUGCUUCAAAAGAAACCUUAACUUUACCAAAACACUCUCCAAAAUCAGAACAAGACGUUCUAAGCCUCACAUUACCAGACAUUUACAAAGAACUCAGACUUCGUGGUUACGAUUACGAAGGCAUAUUCAGAGGCAUUACCGAAAGCGACAACAGAGGUGUUAAUGGAAAACUCAAAUGGGAAAAUAACUGGAUAAGCUUCAUAGAUACCAUGUUGCAAUUUUCAAUCCUGGGACAAACUACAAGAGAAUUAUAUUUACCAACGCGUUUGCAGCGUGCCUUCAUUAACCCCAAAGAGCAUUUGAGUGCGGUAAAUCAGUUAGCAGAAGGACAAGGAGUAGAUGUUCGAAUGUACCGUAAUAUUGGUGUAAUUAAAUCCGCAGGUAUUGAGCUGAGAGGCAUGAAAGCCAGUUUGGCUCCAAGAAGACAACAAUCCCAAGCAGCACCUAAACUAGAAAAAUACCAAUUCAUACCAUUCCAAAACACAUUCCAAGAAGAUUUAGAUAAAGCCAAAACCAAUGCUUUAACAGUAAUUGCACAGCUAAUCUUGGAAAACUCUUCAAACGCUUCAAAGCUUAAAAUCGCCGAAUUUUUAAGUGAUAAACCUGUAGAAGCUUCCCUAAUACCUCAACUGACUGAAAUCUUAGAAAAUGAACCAAUGAUUGCAGUAGAUUCGACUGUAAUAUCUACAAGCCCUGUAGAUGCUUCCAGUCUUGAACCUCUUGGAAUUAAAACCUCAAUCAAAGACAUAAAAACUGCACCAAUAGAAUCAAAUGCUCAUUUAAUCAUUAUUAGUGAUGCAUUGGCCUACAAUAAAACUGACCUAAUUGAAAACGCAAAAAAUUCAAUUAAAGAAGGUGGAUUUGUGCUUCUUGAAGAAGCCAAGGGGCCUGUUGACUCUAAAAAACUAGCUGCUUUAGGCUUGGAACUAAUAUCAACUCAAUCCACUACCACUAAGGCCUAUAUUCUUCUAAGACCACCAGUACAAGUCCCCACUGACGCUAUGGUAAUUCAAAUAACCGAAAACAACUUCUCCUGGGUCGAGCCUUUAAAAGAAGCCAUGGAAAAGGCUGAAAACACCAAUCAAAAAAUUUACGUCUACGUUUACGGAGAAACUCUUACUGGCUUAGUAGGACUGGUCAAUUGCCUCAUGCGUGAACCAAUUGGCGGAAAUAAAGUUCGUUCAGUAUUCAUACAAGAUCAAAACGCACCAAAAUUCAGCCUAAACGCUUACGAAUCUCAACUGAAACAAGAUUUGGUUCACAAUGUAUUGAAAAACAAAACCUGGGGUACCUACAGGCAUUUACUUCUAGAACAAAACCCUGACGCUGGUGCUUUGCAAGUAGAACAUGCUUACAUCAACACUUUGACCAGAGGAGAUUUGGCUAGUUUAAAAUGGAUCGAAGGCCCACUGUCAUAUUAUAAAGGCGACGAUCCUAAAACUGAACUUUGCCACGUUUACUAUGCUCCAUUGAAUUUCAGAGAUAUUAUGUUGGCCACAGGAAAACUCCCUCCAGACGCACUUCCAGGUGAUCUUGCUGGACAGGAUUGUAUUUUAGGGCUAGAGUUUUCUGGAAGAGAUACUCGUGGUAAAAGAGUUAUGGGUAUGGUUGCUGCCAGAUCUUUGGCCACAACUGUUUUAGCUGAUCCAGGAUUUUUGUGGGAAGUACCAGAAAAGUGGAGCUUGGAAGAAGCUGCUACAAUUCCAGUUGUAUAUGGCACAAGCUACUAUGCUUUGAUAGUGAGAGGCAAAAUGCAGCCUGGAGAAUCAGUUUUAGUACAUGCAGGUACUGGAGGAGUUGGUCAAGCGUCAAUUGCUAUAGCAUUGCAUAUGGGGUGUAAAGUAUUUACUACAGUAUCCAGUCAAGCUAAACGAGACUUUUUGAAGCAGACUUUCCCUCAAUUGACUGACGAUAAUAUUGGAAAUUCACGUGAUACAAGUUUUGAGCAACUAAUUCUCACUCAAACUAAUGGUAGAGGUGUGGAUUUGGUUUUAAACUCAUUGGCCGCCCACCAAUUGCAAGCCUCAGUAAGAUGUUUGGCUAUUGGAGGCAGAUUUUUGGAAAUUGGAAAAGUAGAUUUGAGUAACAACAGCCCACUAGGCAUGAGCAUUUUCUUGAAAAAUACCACAUUCCACGGAAUUCUUUUGGAUGCCCUCUUUGACUCUGACUGCCCUGAAAAAACAGAAGUCAUGAGACUAGUUAGUGAAGGCAUCAAAUCUGGAGCUGUACGUCCUUUGCCUAAAACAGUUUACAAUGAAAAUCAAGUUGAGCAAGCUUUCAGAUAUAUGGCUUCAGGCAAGCAUAUUGGUAAAGUCCUAUUGAAAAUUAGAGAUGAAGAAUCGAGAAGCACUAGACAACCAGCAUUGAAAACUGUAUCGGCAAUUCCAAGGACUUAUAUGGACCCGGAAAAAAGCUACGUGCUUGUAGGUGGUCUUGGUGGUUUUGGGCUUGAAUUAGCUGAAUGGUUGGUGAAACGAGGAGCUAAAAAAAUUGUGCUUACAUCUCGAAGUGGAAUAAAAACUGGUUAUCAGUCUUUGUGUAUAAGAAGAUGGAGGGAAGCUGGUGUAAAAGUUUUAGUUUCUACAGCUGAUGCGACAACAGAAAAAGGUGCUAAAAGGUUGUUAGAAGAAGCUAACGCGCUUGGACCUGUUGGAGGCCUUUUCAAUUUAGCAGUAGUAUUACGUGACGCUACUCUCGAUAAUCAAACCGAAGCUGACUUCAAGACUGUUUGCAAACCAAAAGUUGAUGGUUCCAAACAUCUAGACCUUGCUUCCAGAACUUUGGCUCCUCAUUUGGACUACUUUGUAAACUUUUCUUCAGUGUCUUGUGGACGUGGUAACAUAGGACAGACUAAUUAUGGUUUAGCCAAUUCGGCUAUGGAAAGGAUUGCUGAAGCUAGACAAGCAGCUGGCUUGCCUGGUUUAGCAAUCCAAUGGGGUGCUAUUGGAGAUGUGGGGUUGAUUUUGGAAUCUUUGGGUGGCAUGAAUGAUACAGAAGUGGGAGGUACUUUGCCUCAAAGAAUGCCUUCUUGUUUGGCUACUAUGGAUAAUUUCUUGCAACAACCUCACGCAGUUGUGGCUAGUAUGGUUUUGGCCGAGAAGAGAAAGAUUAGUGGUUCUAAUCAAAUAAGUUUAACAGAUGCUGUGGCUAAUAUUUUGGGUAUUAAAGAUGCUUCGACUGUAGCUCCGGUUGCCACUUUGGCUGAUCUCGGAAUGGAUUCAUUGAUGGGAGCUGAAAUUAAGCAAACAUUAGAGCGGAAUUAUGAUUUGGUUUUGAGCGCACAAGAAAUAAGAGGCUUGACGUUUGGAAAGUUGCAAGAAUUGAGCAGUGGUGGUAGCAGUGCCGCAGCAGCCUCGGCAAAAUCUGAUGAAAACUUGGUUACUUUUGAAAAUAUUGUUGAAAUUAUGCCUAGUAAAACUUUGGUGGCAGUACCGAGCAAAUCUAGUGACAACAAAAAACCUCCCGUUUUUAUUGUACAUCCUAUUGAAGGAGUAAUUGAUGCUCUGCGAGGUUUUGCCAAAAACAUAGAUGCUCCAGUAUAUGGAUUACAAUGCACUAAAAAUGCUCCAUUGAAUACCAUCAGCGAUUUGGCUAAGUUCUAUGUGCAAGAGAUUAAAGCAGUCCAAAGUCAAGGCCCAUUUAAUUUGAUUGGUUACUCAUUUGGAGCUGUAGUUGCUUUUGAAAUGGGCGUGUUACUAGAGAAGUUAGGAGAAAAAGUAAGGCUGUUUUUCAUUGACGGGUCUCCCAACUAUGUAGCUACACAUACAGGAAAGGCAAGGUCCAAGAUUCAUCAGAGCGAGGAAUCAGAACAGAGUGAAGUAAUGUGCUACUUUAUCAUGCAAUUCAAGGAAAUUGAUCAACAAAAGACUGUCCAAGAACUCACAGUUCUGAAAUCACUCGACGAAAGAAUAGCCAAAACGGUAGAAAUGUUACAGCCAGUAGCCCCAUUCCCGCCAGAACAAAUCAGUGCGGCUGCAUUAAGUUUCUUCUCCAAACUUAAAGCUGCUGACCAAUACAAGCCUCAGAACAAAUUUAAUGGUCCAGUUACGUUGGUUAAGGCUAAAGAUAAUUUUGUUGAUUUUGAUGCUGAUUAUGGUUUAUCAAAGGUUUGCACAAGUAAACCAACUGUGGAAGUUCUUAGUGGUGAUCACAGAAGCAUUUUAACCGGAAGCACGGUGGAAAGGAUAGCGAGCAUUUUGCAUCAAAAUGUUUUAGCAGCCUAAUGCUUAUAGUAGACAUAUUUCACGUUCCAAAGAUAAUUUAUAUUAUUCAAUAGUUCAAUAGCGUCCAUGACAUUUUUUUUGAUCAAAAACAUUCCUAAUUGAAUUUUUCCAGUUAUUUUGUAAAUAGUUAGUUAGUAGUUUUUCUUUAGAGUUAAGUAAAAGAUAAUUUAAUUUAUUUUUAUAAUAAAAUUUAUUUAUGUGUGAAAAAAUUAAGUUACUUUUCCAGUGAUAAAAUAAUAUGUAUCAACAUACUAAAGUUAGAUGUGUAGUUUAUUAUUAGUCUUUAGUGAGACUCUAAAUUUUUGUUUUUUGUUAAAAUUAACAUUGUUUAGUGCUUGACAGCAUUAGAUUUAAACAUUGUAUGUUUUUUUUUUUGGAAAAUAUUUGGUGUGUUGCUUCUCCAAAUCUUUCUCAAAAAAAAAAAUUUAACUAAGUAGGUAUAUUUCUACUUAAAGCAAAAUGUACUGUAUGUGUUAAUUUGACUAAGAUUCAAUAAAAGUAAUUAAUAAUUUUAUUUAAUAAUAUUUAUUGAAUGUCCUCCCAGCAUUUGGGUAUUUAAAUUAAAAUGCACUUUAGUAGGAGGAAUUAAACUAAGUAUUUAUUUUUUAUCAUCUAAACUAGGAUCACUAAUUUUCUUUGUCUCAUCACAGGUAAAUGAUAUGGUAAUGGCAAAUCUCUCGCCUUCUG